GCGUAAACAAACAACGAAAAAAGAAUGUUCCAAUAAAAUAAUGAAUUACGAAGUAAAUUAGUUGUUUUUUUUUUAAACAAAGUGCAAUUUGACUACUUACUGUUAGUAAUAGAGUUUUUGAUAUCAAUAUAGUAAAAGUUGUAAAAUAUUUAAUGAUUUACCAGAAAAUUCUCAAGUUAAUCCCUGAGGAAAAAACCCGUUUAUCGACUAAGAACAGUGGGGGGUGGAGUGGAGUGGUGGAGAAAGAGGCGCUGAAGGAGGUGAAUGAGAAAGAGGUGGGGAAAGAGGAGAAGCGAUAACAAGAACGACGCCGAAAAAAAGGUAGUUAACGAGUUGACAAGCCAAAAGCAACAAUAACAAGCUGGAAAGAAGGAGAGCUGGAAGUAAUUGGAAAGAGAGAGAAGAAGAGGGCGAGCGGGAAGGCAAGAACCUGGAACAGGUUACCCCUUCCAGCGUUCCACUGAAGAACGCAGAAUCUGCAUAAAGUUCGAAUUCUUCGGGAAGAAAAGAAGGAAACCAACCGAAGUAACCCCCAAGAUUGAAUUCUUCGGAAAGUAACACCAACUGAAGACGAAAUAAAGGAACCGAAAGUUAAAGAAACCCCCACGUUCGAAUUCUUUAAAAUACAAAAAGAGGGAACACAAGUGAAGAAACUUCAUAUAUUGAAUUCCUCAGAAAAAAAAACAAAGUUUAAAUUUUUCAGAAAGAAAAAGGCCCAAGCUCUGAAUUUUGAAAAGAACCCGAAAGAUCGGACUCUUUGAAAAAAAAAGAGGGAACGAAGCGAAGAGAAGAUGCCUCCCUACAUAAUAUACCCCCUGGUGAUGAUCCUUCUGUAUCCCCGCAUUACCAAGACCUCAUCCAGUGGUAAUCCCAGUGCCAGUUCCAGUUCCCCACCAGAAAUCCCCACAUUCCGGCAGUGCGAGGCCAUUCGCAUAGAAAUGUGCCGAAAGAUCGGCUAUAACGAGACCUCCAUGCCGAAUCUCGUGGGUCACGAGAUGCAAGCGGAUGUGGAGUACACCCUGCAGACAUUUGCUCCUCUGAUAGAAUACGAUUGUAGUUCCCAGUUGAAACUGUUCCUGUGCGCCGCCUACGUGCCCAUGUGUACGCCCAAAGCGCCCGUACAUGCCAUAGGUCCUUGUCGGAGUCUCUGUGAGUCGGUGAGGAUACGUUGCCAUCCGAUUCUGCAGGGCUUCGGCUUCCCAUGGCCACCCGCCUUGGAUUGCGAUCGGUUUCCGCGGGAGAAUAACCACGAAACCAUGUGCAUGGAGGGCCCUGGCGAACUGCAUCAGCCGCAAGAGGAUCAGGACCUCUAUGGACUGCCAGGACAGGGUAUACCUGGCGGAUUGGGUGGGAAACUGCCGCUGGAUUGCUCGGGACUGGCCAAAUCCCAUUUGUAUGUAAGGCUGCCGAGAUCGGGACGAUGUGCUCCUCUCUGUGAGGCUGAUAUACUGUUUACGCCGGCGGAAAAGCACCUGGCCGAGAUCUGGGUCUCCACUUGGGCCUAUGCCGCACUGGGAUUGGCCCUGGUGGCCACCGUAUGUCUCUUGGCCAGCGACGGAAGUCGUUUGGCCAGCGCCAAGUGGUCCAGAUUGUUGUCCCCCCUGAUUUGGUGCCACAACAUGGUCACCUUGGGAUGGGCAGUGCGCUUUGUGGUGGGAAGAACUGGCACUGCCUGUGGCACGGAUCCCCAGGCCCCCAAUGAAUCCCUGCUCACAGUGGAUGGACUUUCGAAUGCCUCCUGCGCCAGUGUGUUUCUCAUGCGAUACUACUUCGGAAUGGCCGCCUGUGCCUGGUGGGCUGUGCUCUGUUUGGGCUGGCACCGAGACAUUCGACGGCACAGUCCGGACUCCAAGGGCCAUGUGUCCAUUCCCUCGAACUUUGCUGGCAGUCCAGCGAAGAGAAACAAUGCCAAGACCGCUCAGCAGGAUCUGUCGCAGAACAAUUUUGUUUGCUUCGUGGCCUGGGGACUGCCCGCCUUCCAAACGGCCGCUGUGAUCGUGGCUCGUUUUGUGGAUGCUGAUGAGUUGCUGGGCGCCUGCUUUGUGGGCAACCAGUCUGAUAAGGCUCUGCAGAUAUUGGUGGCGACGCCCGUCUUUUGCUACUGGAUCUUUGGUUCUAUGAAUCUGAUCUCCGGCUAUCUGGUACACUGUCGCACCAAGGAGAUCUUGAGGAAUAGCAAUGCCCUGAGUUUGCAGCAGCAACUCCAGCAGUUGAGUGCUCACAGUAGUUCCGGAAUAGGAAUAUUCCUAUUUAUCUAUGGACUGGCAUGUGCUCUGCUCCUGUUGGCAGUUAUUUACGAGUUCGCCAACAUCGAUGUCUGGCUGGGAUCGGGUGAUACCAAUACGCCUUUGUGGCCCUUUUUGGUACGCGCCUUUAUGGAAUUGAUGUUGGGCAUUUGCUGCUUUGCCUGGGUCCUCGGACCCAGCAUUUCCACUCUCUACAAAAGACAAGUGGGCAAUGGCAAGAUGGUGAAGCAGCCGACUGCUGGAGGAGGAUCUGUCCAUCUGGACGGUCACAGCAGCUCGCGGGGAUCGCACGCGGCUUGUAAUAGUACAGUGGUCUCCUACCAUUCGGUGCGGCCUUCGAUGGCCAGUGCACCUUUGCCGCCGAGUCCCUACAAGCUGAAGACUUCACCGGGUGCUGGUUCCAUAUCGCUGAAUCAGAUGUCCAACUAUUCGCUGGGCAGGAGCACGCAUCAUCAUCAUCAGCAGCAGCAGCGCCACUCGCCGCAUCAUCAUCAUCAUCAUCACCAGCAGCAGCAGCAGCACCAUCACCAACACCACUCCUCAUCCUCGCAUCGCCUGUAUUAUCCACCGGGUAGCUAUGCCUCCCAAAAGUACAGCCAACAUGGAAGCUACUAUCCCCAUUUGCAGCACUACGGCGAUGAGACGCUGCUCUAGGUGGGGAGGAUUCCCCGGCUUCCAGUGUUCCUGCGGCAGCUGUUGUGCCAAAGUCAGUCUUGUACUAUAACUUAACGUGGUGGGGUUUGCUAGCUAUAAAACGGACUAAGGUUUAUAGUAUCUUACCUGCACAAAAUUCCAAAUUAAGUUGCUUUGCCCGUAGAACACAAUGAAAAACUAUGUACUGUGUAUAUAACCCAGGAAAUGUCCUCUUAAUGUAGGCCUACAACGAUAGGUCAUAGGUCAUCUAGCCAACCCCCACAAUGUAUUGUAAUUGCCCUAGAUGGGCCGCAUCCUAUUUUCGUGUGUACUUAAUGUUGCUCCUAAUUAGUUGCCCCUUGUGUGGCCUUUUUGCCGUUUUGGUGUAACCAAAUCAAAUAAUCACUCUUGCCUUUUAGACAUUUAGACUGAAUGUCGCCUGUGCGUACAUUUAUAGCAUUUUUUAUAUAUUACUUUUUUUUUUUGAGAACGAAACACGCAGCAACCAAAUACUGUGAUACGCAUGUUUAUGUCUUCAACACCAGGGACCAAAAAACCUGGUUCCUACUUUGCUGUCUUCUUCUCCUGAUGCCGAAACAAGUGUACUUAACAAAUGAAAAAACAAACGCAAUUGCAAUCGUAGCCGUAAUGCCUAAUUGUAUUCAGUGUGCCAUUAACUUUAGGGACUUAACUGAGCAAGUCAAAAACACAAAAGCGCCUUGUGAAAUCCGUUUUUUUAAACAAACUUUAUGGGAUUGAAAUUGAUUUUUUUGUAAAAGGGUACAAUUCUAAUUUUUAAAGGUAUUCCUUGAACCCUUUUCCUUACUACAAUUCAUUAUUUGGCACUAAGACGUUGUUUCAAUCUAUUUAUCCUAUCGACAAUUAUAUUUUUGGGUUUUACAUAUUUUCGGAAAAAAUAAAAAUAAAAAUAUUAUUUUUGCAAUUUCAAGGCCCUAAAGAUUUGCUUAAAAACGGAAACAAAGGAAGGCUUAAUUUUAACUGUCCAACUAACAAAACCUUUAUAAAACUACGGACUGUACGAAUCGUAUGGGUCAUAAUUAACUGUAUAUGUAUUUUGUAUGUGUAUUUUUAUUAUUAUAUGUAACUUAUUUGCUAGCGAAUAAAGUGUCGAAAAGUUAA
Messenger RNA from Drosophila rhopaloa, 4019 nucleotides. RefSeq names its product frizzled-4 (gene fz4). Gene Ontology annotation, molecular function: Wnt receptor activity; Wnt-protein binding. NCBI's taxonomy places the organism in Eukaryota, Metazoa, Arthropoda, Insecta, Diptera, Drosophilidae. Gene Ontology annotation, biological process: non-canonical Wnt signaling pathway; canonical Wnt signaling pathway. Gene Ontology annotation, cellular component: plasma membrane. The transcript is spliced from 3 exons. The record is from RefSeq and is a predicted model, not a curated record. Bases 792 to 2900 code for a protein of 702 amino acids.